AUGUCGCUCUACACGGACGCUCCCGAUGCCCGGACCUUUGAUCAAGACAAGCCAACCCUGCUUGUCUCGUGGUGGAUCACAGCCUUUUGCAUGGCCAUCAUCCUGACUCGAAUGGCCGGUAGAUAUGUGCGCGUCGAAAAGUUACUCAAGGAGGACAAGAUUGUGGCGGCAGCACUCGUACCACUCGUUCUAAGAGCCGUGUGCGUUCAUUUUGUGCUCAAGAACGGCACGAAUAAUGUGAACUUGGAUGGCGUGGACCUGAGUGAUGAAGAUAUCAACAAGAGGGUUCUGGGAAGUCGCUUGGUCAUGGCCAGUAGGAUAUUCUACGCUUCUGUGCUUUGGAUUCUCAAACUUACCACUCUUGAAUUCUUUGAGCGUCUUGCUGGUGCUACAAGACGAAAGUCACAUCGUAUAAUGAUCCACGUUAUUCGCGGCACCCUCGCUGCUACCUUUCUUGCCGUUCUCAUCAGCGAUCUUGCCGAAUGCCAACCGUUCCCUCACUACUGGCAGGUCACACCCGAUCCUGGACCUCAAUGCCGUCAAGCAUUUGUACAAAUGCUCACCAUGGGCUCGUGCAACGCCCUUACUGAUCUUCUUCUUAUCGCAUUUCCCAUUCCCAUUAUUCUCUCGACUCAAAUCCCGACUAAGCGGAAGGUUCUUCUUAUUAUGCUUUUCAGCUUUGGACUUUUGACAGUUGGCAUUACUCUGUACCGCAUCCCACGAAUUCUGGAAGCGGGCGGUAGCCAAGUACUUCGCACAAUGUGGGCGUCCAUCGAGAUCCUCGCCGCGACCGCCGUCGGCAAUAUCGUUGCGCUGGGAUCAUUCUUGCGUGACAGCGGUGUCAAGCGCAAGAAGUACAAGGACUCGGAGAGCUACGACGGCUACUCCAACUCGAGAUCACAGUCUCAAGGUACGAGACUCACGCGUACGAAUGGACAGAGUCAGUGGGAGGAAGACGAAAUUCCUGUGAGGACGACGGAGGGGAUCUGGGCCAAGUCGCAUGAUAUUAGUGACUCUGUCUCCAAAGUCUCUGGAGAACGGCCUAUGAGUCGAUGGAUAUCCCGAGAGAUGGUUUUAAAUACCAACAACCUCCAACAGCUGUGA
Messenger RNA from Fusarium venenatum, 1104 nucleotides. Lineage: Eukaryota; Fungi; Ascomycota; Sordariomycetes; Hypocreales; Nectriaceae. The record is from RefSeq and is a predicted model, not a curated record.